AUGAAAGAAGUUCUUUUAUUAGGAUCAGGUUUUGUUGCAAAACCUGCAGUCGAUUACUUAUUAAAGAGAAAUGAUGUUCAUCUUACUGUUUUAAGUCUUUUCCAAAAUGAAUUGGAUAAUAUCUCAAAAGGAUUACCAACAGAGCAAAUCACAACCAUACAAUUGGAUGUGAUGAAUAAUUUGGAGUCGUUGAAUGAGUAUAUUCCAAAGUGUUUGGUUGUCAUCAGUUUGUUGCCUGCCACCAUGCAUUGUGCUGUCGCCAAGAUGUGUAUCGCUCACAAGAAACACUUGGUAACCGCCAGUUACAUCAGUCCAGAGAUGCGUUCACUCGACGCAGCUGCAAAGGAUGCCGGCGUUCUCUUGUUGAACGAGCUCGGUUUGGAUCCAGGAAUCGACCACAUGUCAUCGAUGAAGAUCAUCGACGCCGCCAAAGCCAAAGGCGCCACAGUCAGCUCGUUCAUCUCGUGGUGCGGUGCGCUGCCAGCCCAAGAAUUUGCAGACAACCCCUUUGGCUACAAAUUCUCGUGGUCGCCACGUGGUGUUCUCUCGUCGGCGUCGUUGCCAGCCACCUUCCUCUGGAACGGUUCGAUCGACAACAUUCCACCACACAUCAAAUUCGGUGUGAUGCAACCGGUCUCGAUUCGCUCGGCCGACGGCACCACCAUGGAGUUUGAGGGUGUUGCCAACCGUGACUCGCUGCCAUACAUCGAUGCCUACAGCUUGGAUCGUGCACAAGUAAAGACAAUGUAUCGUGGUACAUUGCGUUGGAAAGGAUUCAGUGUGAUGAUUCGUGCGCUGGUUGCCGUUGGAUUCUUCUCGACCGAGAAGGACGAGCGUCUCAGCGCCAACCCCGCGCCAACCUGGCAGCAAUACGUCUCACAACUCCUCGGUUGCAAUAACAACAUCUCUGACAUUGAAUAUUGCUUGGAGUCAUCGAUUAGAGAUGCUUUCACCAAGCAAAAGGCAGAAGCCGAAUCACUCAACUACAAAUUCCCCAUCAUCUCGCGUGACAUCGAUGCCGACGUGAAGACUGCACUCGACGGAAUCAAGUGGAUCGGAUUGCUCUCAGAGACUGACCAGGUGGUGAGCAAGCAUACUCCUAUCGAUACACUCUGUGCACUCUUGGAGAAGAAGCUCUCUUACAACGCUGGCGAGAGAGACAUUGUCGUACUCCAACAUGAAUUCAUCAUCGAGUCGAACAACGCCGACGGCUCAAAGAAGAUCGAAAAGGAAUACUCUCAAUUGAUUUGCUACGGAAAGCCCAAUGGAAGUUCUGGUACCUCACUCACCGUCGGUCUUCCAGUUGGUAUCGCCACCGAGCUUAUCAUUGACGAUGCAACCACCACUCGUGGUGUAACAGGUCCAAUGACACCGGAAUUCUAUCUUCCAAUUCUAGAGAGACUUGGUAAAGAAGGUAUUGAAAUGAGUGAAUUCACUGUUCAUGAAUAA
This is a messenger RNA of Heterostelium album PN500, 1449 nucleotides long. It is a transcript of the gene sdh, whose product is annotated as saccharopine dehydrogenase. The transcript is spliced from 2 exons. The coding region runs from base 1 to 1449 and encodes 482 amino acids. Gene Ontology annotation, molecular function: saccharopine dehydrogenase activity. The record is from RefSeq and is a predicted model, not a curated record. NCBI's taxonomy places the organism in Eukaryota, Evosea, Eumycetozoa, Acytosteliales, Acytosteliaceae. Gene Ontology annotation, cellular component: cytoplasm.